Molecule: messenger RNA, 4343 nt
Organism: Oncorhynchus tshawytscha (Chinook salmon)
Lineage: Eukaryota; Metazoa; Chordata; Actinopteri; Salmoniformes; Salmonidae
Gene: stau2
Product: staufen double-stranded RNA binding protein 2
Exons: 16
Coding region: 157-2112 (651 amino acids)
Source: RefSeq, a predicted model, not a curated record
ACUGUGUGCAUAAAUCACAUUUUCGGUGUCGAAUAUAAUCCGUUUUUUUUUUCCUGGAAUUGUGAUGUGGUCUGUUCCUAAAUCCAUCAGUUCUCUUUAGUGUUUGCCAAUGUUGGAGGUGUAACUGGGGUCUGGCCCUGGACAAAGGUAUAGAGCAUGGCUCAAGUGAAAGUGCAGACCUCAACGCCCCUGGCUGGCCCUGGCUUCUCCCCCCUGUCUCCCCUCGGGGCCAUGCCCAGUCCAGGACCCUUGGGUCUACAGCCCUCAGUCAAUGGCCCUGGGCCCACCCCCGGCUGCCCCGCUCCCUCAGCCGGGUAUGGGCCCGACACCCCUGUGUCUGCCAACUCACCAGGCCCACCCCAGGAGAACAUGGCAAACCCUAAAGAGAAAACUCCCAUGUGUCUGGUGAAUGAGUUAGCCCGUUUCAACAGGAUCCAACCGCAGUACAAGCUGCUCAACGAGAGAGGCCCUGCACACGCUAAGAUCUUUACAGUGCAGCUGUGUCUGGAGGAGCAGGUGUGGGAGGCGGAGGGCACCAGCAUCAAGAAGGCUCAGCACUCCACCGCCUGCCUUGCCCUCACUGAGAGCCUUCUGCCCAGGCCCGCUCCUCGCUCUCCUACAAUGGACGUCAACAGCAACCCAGGUCAUUUAGAUGUAGUAUCACCUACGGUGGAGCUGAAUGGUCUGGCUAUGAAGAGAGGUGAGCCAGCCAUCUACCGUCCCCUGGACCCCAAGCCCAUGCCCAACUACAGAGCCAACUAUAACUUCAGAGGCAUGUUCAACCAAAGGUACCACUACCCAGUUCCAAAGAUCUUCUAUGUCCAGUUGUCUGUGGGCACUAAUGAGUUUAUUGGAGAGGGCCGGACUCGCCAGGCAGCCCGUCACAACGCCGCCAUGAAGGCCCUGCAAGCCCUCCGCAAUGAACCCAUACCUGAACGACCACCUCAGAGCCCUGAGGAGCAGAAGGAGCUGGAUGAGGGGAGUGAUGCCUCUAAGUCAGAAAUCAGUCUGGUUUACGAGAUAGCCCUCAAGAGGAACCUGUCUGUCUGCUUCGAGGUCUUGAAGGAAAGCGGCCCCCCUCACAUGAAGAGCUUCCUGACCCGUGUGUCCGUGGGGGAGUUCUCAGCAGAGGGCGAGGGGAACAGUAAGAAGCUGUCUAAGAAGAGGGCUGCUCUCUCCAUUCUCCAGGACCUCAAGAAACUCCCCUUCACCCCGUUAGUGGAGAAACCCAAACUACACUACAAGAAACGCCCCAAGACCAUCCUCAAGACAGGUCCUGAUUAUGGCCAGGGGAUGAACCCCAUCAGUAGACUGGCUCAGAUACAACAGGCCAAGAAGGAGAAGGAACCUGAAUACCUCUUGCUGUCUGAGAGAGGCAUGCCCCGACGCAGGGAGUUCAUCAUGCAGGUGAAGGUGUGUGGCGAGGUAGCCACGGGAACAGGGCCAAAUAAGAAGGUGGCGAAGCGGAAUGCUGCCGAGGCCAUGCUACUGCAGCUGGGAUACAAGGCCUCCACCUGCCCACAGAGCCCUACUGAGAUGGACGACAAAGGCUGGAACGGACAAAAAACGGCUUUUAACGAAACUACGACUAACACCCAGAAGGGUCUACUCCACCUCUCCCCGGACGUCUAUCAAGAGAUGGAGGCGAGCAGGAAACAGGGGGCCCCCGUUAACUACCUAACCCCCAAACUAUCUGAUCCCCUGGUCGUCCCUCUGUCCCCUGGACACACCCCCUACUACAGCCCCCCCGCGGUUGCCACGGCAGCCAUGGCGAGGGAGCUGUUGAUGAACGGGUCAGGAGAGGGGAGGUCUGGGGAGAACAUAGGACUGAAGGGGAAGAGCUCUGUCCAGCCCUCACAGCAACUAGAGUACCUGGCUCAAAUACAAGGCUUCCAGGUGCUGUACAGCGAUGGUCAGAAUGGUAGAGAGUUCAUGACCUACCUGACACUCUCACCUGUACAGAUGACUUUCCACGGCAUCGGGAGCUCCAUCGAAGCCAGCCACGACCAGGCUGCUCUAAGUGCCUUGAAACAGCUGUCGGAACAGGGACUGGACACGGUGGACUGCCCUAUCAAGAGCAGCGAGGUGUGUGUCAGAGAGGACGGACACUGAACAGACUAACUCAGGCACCACCCACCACUCAGGUCGCCGUGGAUACAACAGGCUGUCGUCAAGGAGAUGACCCCUGACUCUUUCCCCGUCACCUAUGACCCCUAUCCCCCCCACGACCGCCGCUGCAUCCUGGCAACAACCUGGAACAACAUGCAACGGAGUGUGUGGAUGUGUACCGAGAAGGAAAAAAAAUGAAAUAACCGACUAACUAGAAAAAGAUGGGGAAAAACCUAUGAGUCUCUAUGUGAAGACAACACUAUUCUAACACAUUACAUGUAUUGAUCAUUUACGAGGAAUUUAAAUUUAAAAAAUAAAUACAAAUAUAUAUAUAAUAAAUAAAAAACUAGAUUGAGUAUAAACACCUAGAUUUUCCCUGUUGGAUAGAUGUGUAAUGAUAUGGGUCAAAACCCCCGAAUAAAGUUGGGAUAGAUGUGUAAUGAUAUGGGUCAAAACCCAAUAUUAUAGGGGGGUGGGGAGGGGGGGAACAAAGUUGUGUAGCUUAUUUUCCAAGGGGUAAUUAUGUUUCUGUUUAUUCAUCUAACAAUGCUUGAGUACUGACUGUAUUAUAAAAUUAGCCAAUAGCAGUGCUGUGAAAGUUGUAGCAGUUGUCUUCUCAUACAGUAAUAUUCACCCGGCUUAUCUUUCAUGCUGAUAUUAAUAAAAACAAAAAAAACAAAAAAAUAAUAUAUUAUAUUACUUAAUCAUCUAUCUAUAUGGAUGUAAAUGACUUGCAGAAAAAGGUUUCUUCACGUGGACAAAAAGGCCAUCCUGACUGGUGUUUAGCAUUAAGAGAUAGAGAUAGCAGGCAGAGUGAGGGUCUAUUCAAUUGGAAGUCAGUCAACGGAAGGGGUUUGAAGGUAAAACGUCUUUUUUUUUAAAUGUAUAAAUAGCUCAUUUUCAAUUCAUUAAGAAAUCCAUGAAAAUGGAUGCCAUUUUGUUCAAUAAUUGAAUUGCAAUUUCAGUUUAUUUCCUGAAUUGACUGACCUCAAUUGGAAUUGAGCCCAACUCUGCUAUUAGGUGACUGGUUGGGCCAACCUCUCUGGGUCCUGCAGAGGGAAGCAGCAGAUUGGGCCAACCUCUCUGGGUCCUGCAGGGGGGCUAGGUUGGGCCAACCUCUCUGGGUCCUGCAGAGGGGCUAGGUUGGGCCAACCUCUCUGGGUCCUGCAGAGGGAUAUACUAUGAAGCAGGAUCAAGGAAUUAGCCAGACAGAAAUAAGAUAUUUUCUGAUUCAUUAAAAAAGCUCAACUUAUAUAUAUAUAUAUGAGUUGUUGGUUGUUGAAGCAAUCAAGACCAAUUAAGAAUGUUUCUGCAAGUUAGCUGGCAAACUCCUUGAUCCUAAUUUGUAGUAUACCCCCUUGGUCUGCCUGACCUCGUGUAAGGACACUUCACCACAGACAGCAUCACUAGAAUGGGUUCUUCUCACCAGAGAGGUAGAGGAGAGUUUGGCAGCCAUGUUGGUAAGGACCCAUAAAGCAUAAUACGCCACCCCUGUAAAGUGUAUAAUGUAACAAGCCCACUCGCCUACCAUAGAGGCUGCCUACCUUUCUAGAAUGCAUAGUAGCAGAGUAUUCUGGAAUGGACAAGGUGUUCUAGAAUACACCUAAUGGGUUCUAGAAAGGACACCAUGUUGUUGAUUAUAAUGAUGACGUGGCAUUUAGUGACUGAAAGUCUCUAAUAGACCAGUGAUUCUAUGUUCGUGGAUUUUUCCCCCUUCUCUUCCCUCCACAGUUAAGUCGAUUACAUCUACACCCAUUGUGUGUGUUAUAUUGGCCCGGCCACCAAGGCAUCAACUGGGAGCUUUUAAUCUGUGCAUUCUGAACCCUAUGAGCAAAAGAUGUUGAAAAGAAACUGAAAAUAUGUUUAAAAGAUGCUUAAAUACAUAUUUUAUAUUGAAAAGACGUCUUUUCGACAUCUUGUGCUCACUGGGAAUCAUCUCUGAAGUGGCGAAACCAUCCAGCCAUUAAUUAGCAGGGUUUCACCCAUUCAGAGAUCACUUGAAUCUAGGGUUGCGAAAUUCCGGUAACUCUCCCAAAAUUACCCGGUUUCCCAGAAAUCCUGGUAGUGAGACCAGGAAUUGUCCAACCAGGAUUUCUGGGAAAACACUGGGAUUUUUUUUUUUUUUUGUGGAAAAAUUAUCCUAAUUUUGCAACCCGACUUGGAGCGCUUGUUCACUGACAUGGAGGAUGUGGGAGGAGCAACGCGUUAUAAGUAAAGUUACCUCGGUUCCUGUU